Aspergillus alliaceus is the source of this 858-nucleotide messenger RNA. RefSeq names its product chitin synthase export chaperone. Gene Ontology annotation, cellular component: endoplasmic reticulum membrane. Gene Ontology annotation, biological process: protein folding. The record is from RefSeq and is a predicted model, not a curated record. Bases 1 to 858 code for a protein of 285 amino acids. NCBI's taxonomy places the organism in Eukaryota, Fungi, Ascomycota, Eurotiomycetes, Eurotiales, Aspergillaceae. The transcript has 6 exons.
AUGGGCUCGACGCAAUUUGGGAAAUUUCACCUUUUUGUUGACAAUAACCAACCCCCUAAUAAAGCCUUCGAUGGCUGUCCGCUCACAGGCAUUACGCUUAGCGGUAAUCGUUAUCUGGGUAAUUUGGGCUCUAUCCUGCUCGCCUUCAUUUCCAUCCUAACAUCGCUUUUGCUACUAUGGAGAUCAGAACGGAAACAAGCAGCAGUCGGCAGAAGAGAGAUACAGUUGUUCUUGCUCGGCUUCAUAGUCAUUGAAAUCUGCGAGAUUUUUACCGUCGGUGCUUUCCCUCUCGACGCAGCGGUCCGAAAAGGAUUUUCGGCCGUGCACAUUGCCGCGAUCACCGCUACGUGUUGGGUUCUUUUGUUGAACGCCUUGGUGGGCUAUCAGUUUCUCGAUGAUGGUACACCCGCUUCGGUCGGUCUCAUCUCGGCGUCUGCCUUGGUUUUCUUCAUUGGCACCGGCUAUAUUGCCCUCGAUACUGGAUUCAAUUGGACCGGCGAGUUUAAGCCCGAUCCGUCUACCGAAUACCGAAACAUCGCCCUCUAUGUGCUCUACCAGCUCUUCCCACUCAUCUGUCUCGUCCUAUUUUACGUUUUGGAGGCCGUUUUGGUGAUCCAAGUACUGGGCGAGUUCCGCCCAAUGUUUUACUUGUCCGGCGCCGGCUUGCUUUUUGCCAUAGGUCAGAUAUUUGAAUAUGUCAUCAGCACCCAUAUUUGUCAAGCCACAAACGGGAAGAUCAACGGUGCAUUAUUUGAGACUCUGUUUACUCUCCUCUCAGUCGUUAUGAUUUGGAUCUUUUGGAGCAGUAUUACUGAGGACGACUGGCCCAUGCCGACAGGACCUGGCGGAUACAAUUAG